AUGUCGAUUGAUAUCAACUGGGACACACUGACUGGUGGUCCAGAUGGCCCUGGUCGUGCAGAAGCUAUACGUGCCUUCAUCCAUGACAGAUUCCAGCAGGUGACGUUGCCUCGCUUCAUUCGCUCCGUCCACGUCCACUCGUUCGACUUCGGUAGCGUGCCUCCGGAGCUUGAGAUCAAGGACAUCUGCGACCCACUCCCAGACUUCUACGAAGAGGACGAAGACGUUCCAGGCGGUGAUGGGCUUGCAGAUGACACUUCAGAUCUCGAUGAGCAACAGCACCAUCAAGCCAAUGCACCCAAUCACGCUGCCAAAGAGCCCCCGUCGAAAGAGGCAGGAGCAGAUGCGUCGCACCCGGGCAGGAACAUGAUAGAACAUGGCCAUCAAACUCCGUCACAUACCAACACUAGGACACGUACCAAUCGUGCGCUGUAUGGCCCCAAUGAAACGCUACAGAGCCCUUUUCUUUCUGGAGCGCCCACGCCAGGCAUUCCUGGCGGCACCUCGAACAUGAAUUAUUUUCAUCUGCCUUUGGGUGCAGGUCUAUCGGGUGCUACCACUCCUCUCGCUGCUGUAGCUGGCGCACAACUCCAGGGUUGGCUUGAAAACCCUUAUGGUCGGCCUUCCACACCGACCAAUAUGCGUCUGCGCCAUGCUGCAUCGACAAACUCACUCACCUUGACACCGCAGUCCAAUCCUGAUCCUGGCACACGUCCGUCUUCACGACAUCUCACUGAGGAAGGGAAAAGGCAGUCCCUUGCUGAACCAGAUGAUGUAUCUCACCGUAGCUAUGACCGGACUCCAUCUGCGGCAACGCAUCGCAUGCGGGAAAAGAGUGCAGAUGACAUUCAGGUAGUGGCACAUGUGCGGUACUCCGGAGACAUCAAAAUGUCGCUAACCGCGGAAAUUUUGUUGGACUACCCGAUGCCCAGCUUUGUUGGCAUUCCUCUCAAGUUGAACAUUACUGGGCUCACUUUCGAUGGCGUAGCUAUUCUCGCGUACAUCAAGAAGCGAGCACACUUUUGCUUCCUCUCGCCUGACGAUGCCGAUGCUCUAGUUGGUAGUGAUACCGCCUUCCAGGGACUACAAACUGAUGCACAAGGUUACAACCCUCAGCCUGUACAGCGUCCCACAAUCGGAGGCCUUCUCGAGAACAUCAAGGUGGAGAGCGAGAUCGGAGGACAGGGCAGUGGCAAGCAGGUACUCAAGAACGUUGGAAAAGUGGAGUCGUUUGUUCUUGAGCAGGUCAGGCGCAUCUUCGAAGAUGAAUUCGUAUACCCCAGUUUCUGGACAUUCCUCGUCUGA
Molecule: messenger RNA, 1305 nt
Organism: Plenodomus lingam JN3
Lineage: Eukaryota; Fungi; Ascomycota; Dothideomycetes; Pleosporales; Leptosphaeriaceae
Gene: MDM12
Product: Mitochondrial distribution and morphology protein 12
Biological process (GO): phospholipid transport; mitochondrion organization
Cellular component (GO): ERMES complex
Molecular function (GO): lipid binding
Source: RefSeq, a predicted model, not a curated record